AUGCAGGACUAUAGUCGUCGAUUCAUGGAUGUGGCUGCCCAGACACUGCAUCGAGCCCGAUCGGAUCAGCGUUUGGCACACGAGGCUGAUUAUAUUGACCCAGCCACGUACCAGCGAGGUCGUGGUAUCCCACGAGGUGGUGGUGCCCGACGACCUGCUGGUGCCCGACGACCUCGUGCUGCCCGAGGAGGUGGUGUUCAGCAGGGGGGCGAUGAUGCUCCUGAUGAUGAUGUUGCUGCUGAUAUGGCAGGUGGCAUGCAUGAGACUGACAUGCCGUCUUACAGCCUUGGAAUUUUUGACACUCCAGUGCCAUCACAGAUGACCCCAUCGGGUCAACUAUUGAUCACGGGCUCGGAUUUUCAAGGAGCGGAUUGGGGUAGAUAUUUCCCUGGCCCGUCUACCACUGAUGAGGGUCGACCGACCCGAGAUUUAUUUAGUGGGCGCCGACUGAGUUAUGGCAGCUCUUCACAUGCGCAGGCUUCAUGUGAUGCUGCGACAGAUGACUACAUUCAGGAUCCAGACACGAUAAUAUAA
Nicotiana attenuata is the source of this 534-nucleotide messenger RNA. RefSeq lists its product as uncharacterized. Lineage: Eukaryota; Viridiplantae; Streptophyta; Magnoliopsida; Solanales; Solanaceae. The transcript is spliced from 2 exons. The record is from RefSeq and is a predicted model, not a curated record. Bases 1 to 534 code for a protein of 177 amino acids.